Epithele typhae is the source of this 465-nucleotide messenger RNA. RefSeq lists its product as uncharacterized. The record is from RefSeq and is a predicted model, not a curated record. NCBI's taxonomy places the organism in Eukaryota, Fungi, Basidiomycota, Agaricomycetes, Polyporales, Epitheliaceae. The transcript is spliced from 3 exons. Bases 1 to 465 code for a protein of 154 amino acids.
AUGCCCGACACCGUGCCUUUCACAUAUCCACGACAAUAUGCGGGAUGGUGGUUCAUCACGGCCCCAAAUUGUGGUCGGGUCCAGCGCACCACGUGGGUUCUCAACAGGUUCGCGGUCGCUGCCACUUCCUCCGCGAGUAUGAAGGAGCACGAGGCUGUGGCGCGGUAUGGCCCACAGUUCCGCUAUGUUGAGGCCCGGGUUUACACGUCCCCGCGCACGUGCACCGUGCACGCGCUGGCCGCGCCGGCCAGCGAUCCACCCCCAGGCGUGCCGCGCAUGCCGUCGCUCGCGCGGCCGCAGCACGCGAGCCAGAAGCCAGCGUUCCUCGCGCUGUUUGAGGUGUUCUAUGAUGCGCAUACGCUCAAGGGCUGGCUGCACGCCGAACCGCUGCAGAAGUCCGCUGAGCUCACGCAGGCGCCGCAGCUGCAGCAGGAGCACAUCGACGAGCUCGUCAGCCCGUGGUAG